Molecule: messenger RNA, 2738 nt
Organism: Syngnathoides biaculeatus (alligator pipefish)
Lineage: Eukaryota; Metazoa; Chordata; Actinopteri; Syngnathiformes; Syngnathidae
Gene: mocos
Product: molybdenum cofactor sulfurase
Exons: 15
Coding region: 50-2527 (825 amino acids)
Biological process (GO): Mo-molybdopterin cofactor biosynthetic process
Molecular function (GO): pyridoxal phosphate binding; molybdenum ion binding; molybdenum cofactor sulfurtransferase activity
Source: RefSeq, a predicted model, not a curated record
GGUUUGGCCCUGUCAAACGCAGACAUUUUGCUGUACCGCAAGACACUCAAUGGACUUCCACAAACUUAACUCUUUAGAAAAAUUCAAGGAGGUGUGGAGUUGUUAUGGUUACGGAGAAAACCCAGAGGACGUGCUUGAGAGAGAGUUCACGCGAAUUAAAGGCACCGUAUAUCUGGAUCAUGCAGCAACUACUUUGUACCCAGAAUCACUGGUCAAGAACUACUGCCUGGAUAUUUCAAGGAACUUGUAUGGAAACCCCCACAGCCACAACCCGAGCAGCAGGUUGACACAUGAGACCAUGGAGAGGGUCAGAUACAGGAUAUUGCAGCAUUUCAACACUACCCCUGAGGAGUACUCAGUGAUUUUCACUUCUGGCUGUACAGCCGCUAUCAAAUUAGCGGCAGAGGUCUUCCCCUGGAAGUCGCAGAUAGAAAACGUGGCAGGCAGUCACUUCUGCUACCUCACUGACAAUCAUACAUCUGUUGUUGGCAUAAGAGGACUAACAUCAAACCGGGGGGUAGUCACCUUGCCCGUCUCACCCCAGGACGUGGAAAAUCGGGCAAAAGACAAGGCUCAGAGUGAAGAUGCAGUUUGUCAGACGCCACAUCUCUUCUGCUACCCGGCACAAAGCAACUUCUCAGGCACAAAGUAUCCCCUUAGCCAUGUAGAAGGCAUCCAGGCAAGACGUCUUUACCCAGCAUGUGACUGUCGAGGCCAAUGGUUUGUGCUGUUGGAUGCAGCCUCGCUUGUCAGCUGUUCCCCUUUAAACUUACAAGACUGCCCUGCUGAUUUCAUUCCCAUCUCCUUCUACAAGAUAUUUGGCUUCCCUACAGGUCUGGGGGCCCUUCUUGUCCGCAACCAAGCAGCAGCCAUGUUAAAAAAGACUUAUUUUGGAGGAGGAACAGCAGCAGCUUACCUUUCUGGAGAAGAUUAUUAUGUUCAGGCUGCAAACCUUUCUGACAGAUUCGAAGAUGGCACUGUCUCAUUCUUGGACAUCAUUGCCCUCAAUCACAGCUUUGAAGCUCUCUACAGGAUCACCGGAGGAAUGCAAAACAUACAACAGCACACCUUUGGCUUAGCGCGCUACACUUACAUGCUUCUGUCAAGUCUUUGCCAUGGCAACGGGCAACCAGUGGCGCAGAUGUACACACGAGGCCAGUUUGACAGUCCAAACACACAGGGCGCAAUCCUAAACUUCAAUCUUAUCGACUCUCAUGGAGAAAUAAUUGGGUAUUCUCAGGUAGACAGAAUGGCAAGUUUGUACAACAUCCACGUGCGCACUGGUUGCUUUUGUAAUACUGGAGCCUGUCAGAGCUUUCUCGGUAUCACAAAUCAGCAGAUGAAGCGCAACUUGGAGGCUGGCCACGUCUGCGGAGACACCAUCGACAUGGUGGAUUGGCAGCCCACUGGAUCUGUUCGUGUGUCAUUUGGCUACAUGUCAACAUUUGAUGACUGUCAAAAGUUCCUGAAUUUUGUUGCUGAGUGCUUUGUGAAGAAACCAGUGGCAGUAGACCAUGCGAGAAUAGAGAGGCUUAAAGCAGCUAGCGCAUCAAAUGAAGAAACAACAGUCAAUAUAAAUGAAGUGAAACACAAAGUUGAAGAAAAGAAGAAAGUUUCACAGAACGGAAUUGAACCUGUGCAUCUAAGCAACCGUGAGGGGUCUUACACAUUGACCAACAUCUACAUAUAUCCCAUCAAAUCAUGUGGCGCAUUUGAGGUCCACAGCUGGCCAGUAGGACCUCAGGGUUUACUAUAUGACAGAGCCUGGAUGGUGGUAAAUGGAAAUGGCGUGUGCUUGAGUCAGAAAAGAGAGCCACGUUUAUGCCUCAUUCGCCCACAAGUUCAUCUGUCCUCAAACGAAUUGCUCCUGCAGGCAUCAAGAAUGAAUACCAUUUCAGUUCCACUGGAAAUCAGGAAUGAAAUGCAUGCGAGCUACCCAGUCUGUCAGAGUAAAGUUUGUGGUGAUAGGGUGGAGACUAAGGAUUGUGGUGAUGAGGCUGCAGCGUGGCUGUCAGACUUGCUUGGACAACCAUGUCGCUUGAUAAGACAAAGUCCUGAUUUCACUCGGUGUAUGAAAAAGAAGUCUGAUACAGCUGUCAACUCCCCACCACUCUCCCUGGUGAAUGAAGCUCAGUAUCUCCUGAUCAACCAUGCCAGUGUGGAGCUCAUUCACAAAGUAAUGAGCAGCAGGCAAGACUAUCCCGAGCUUAACACACAGAACAUCAUCAGUCGGUUCCGAUCGAACUUCGUCAUCGCUGGGGUUCAACCAUUUGAGGAGGAUAAUUGGUCCCACUUGAUUAUUGGCAACAUUCAAUUCACGGUCAGUGGUCAAUGCGUUCGAUGUCAAAUGGUGGGGGUUGACCAGAACACUGGGAGCAAAACAAAGGAGCCUCUGAUGUCUCUUUCUGCGUACCGCAAUGGAAAGGUCACAUUUGGCGUGUAUUUGACCCAUCAAUUACAAGAUUCACUGAAAGCCGGCGUCCUCAGCGUUGGCUCCCACAUUUUGCCGCAGCCCCAGGCUUCCUAAAGUGAUCAUCUAUAACAUCUCUUUGCAAAGCCAGGAAAUUUACCAGAGACAUCAGGGGAAUUUCUAUCAUGAUUGUAGUUGCCUGUUAAGUAUGCAAAGGGAUGUUGUCCUGUAUCAUGUUUUAUUUUCGUGAUGUCCGUGGGCCUUGAAGCAUUUGUGUCAAUGCAAUCCUGAGAGAUGACUGGGCAAAAUUGUUAAAUGUUUUUUUCAA